GGAUUGGAGUUGUUCUAGGUGGGAGGGUGGGGUUGAGGUCCGCUGCUGAUGCUGGGCAGAUUGCGUUUAUCUCCGCAUCUCUGCUCCGUUCCCUUAAUGCUGCCACUGGAUGGCUGCGCGUCGCAGUUCGACGUGAGAUCAUUUAUCGAGGGCUUUAUCUGAAAAAAAUAAAAAUAAAUAAAUAAAAGAUACGAAACAAACAUGACAGACAUUACGACUUCAGAUUCAUGCCCUGUUCCCAACCCGACCAUCGUGGACCCGUCGGCUUUGCGAAACGGUCAAUGCGCCGCUGCCCAGGAUCCGAGCCUACCCAAGAGAGGGAGCCAGGGCGAUCCCUUCAAUAUGGACCGGGACCAGGAGAUGAAAAUCACAGAUAGCGUUGAGGGCCAAGGUCUCUUGGAGAGUAGCAUGCACCUGAAGCCUCAUGAAGCUCAGAGUUACAGGAAGAAAGCUCUGUGGGUAUCCUGGAUCUCCAUAGUAGUAACACUGAUCCUGGCAGUGGCAGCCUUCACUGUAUCCUUCAUGAGACACAGUGCAUCAGCAUUUGGAUUUGCUUUUGAUGCAACGUUAGAUGUUCUUUCCUCCAUUAUUGUGCUAUGGCGCUAUAGCAACGCUGCAGCAGUUCACUCUGCCCAUAGAGAAUACAUAGCCUGUGUGAUCCUGGGAGUAAUUUUUAUCUUGUCCUCUAUGUGUAUUUUGGGAAAGGCCAUCCAUGACCUGGCCACCAAACUUCUUCCUGAAGUGGAUGAUUUCCUAUUUAGUGUUUCCAUUGUCAGCGGCUUCAUGUGUGUCAUUCUUGCUGUUGCCAAGUUCAUGCUGGGCAGGGUUUUGACCAGCAGAGCCCUAAUCACUGAUGGCUUUAACUCUAUGGUUGGGGGCAUCAUGGGCUUUUCCAUCCUCAUUAGUGCUGAGGUGUUUAAACAUAAUUCAGCUGUUUGGUACCUGGACGGAACUAUUGGGGUCUUGAUUGGACUUAUCAUUCUAGCUUAUGGGAUCAAGCUGUUGAUUGACAUGGUACCACGAGUAAGACAAACUCGACCCUAUGAGCGUUUUGAGUAAUGCUAGUUCAGAGAUUAAAGGCAGUGAUCCUUUAUUUUUUUCAUCUAUCCAUGCUGUGACACCCAUACCUCUCUCUUCUUGCCCCGACCCUCUCUCAACACACAUCAUACCCAAACACAUCUUGGAAUAAAGUCUGCUGGCAGCCAGUUCAGCAUCAUGAACUUGUAGACUCACCAUCACUACACCCACCAGCUCUUGCUGUCCUCCAAGUCUUUAACUCAGCACAGCAUCUUAUUGGAGGUGAAGGAUGGAGGAAUGAAGAAGAAUACUGAGCUGGAAGGAGGAUCAGUAUCCAGGUACUUGGUUUUAAAAAAAAUCAGGAGAUCAACAAGCACAGUCCUCCUGGAUGGAGGCACAGGUUUGUAUGAGAGAUCAUCAUUUGUCACAACCAUGAAAUUAUUUUCUGUCACAUUUUCACUAUUUAGUUUUUACCUUAAAGAUUUAAAACAUUAAUUUAUAUAUAUAUAUAUAUAUAUAUAUAUAUAUAUAUAUAUAUAUAUAUAUAUAUAUAUAUAUAUAUAUAUAUAAAAUAAUGUUUUUGGUCUGGAGUAGUGAUAAAUCCUGUCAAUGUGUAUUUGAAACCAUAUCCCUCUCUAUUGCACUUUGGGUCACUUUUGGAGGUCAAGCUGGCAUUUCUCUGUUAACACCUGACAUCAUAACUUACACCAUAUCUUACUAUCUGUCAACCCCUAAAAUUAUUUCAUUAGAAAUACAUUGUAUGUAAGGUAUGUGUAUAUUUUACUGUACGAUAUUGCAUAUAACCUCUUGGCAUUUCCAGUGUAGGUAAUACUUACUUCAGUGAAGAAAGCACAUAGAAAUUCCCAAACAUGUACUGGCCAGACAGGUUGACACACUUAUUAAACAAUUCUCAAAACAAUAAUUCAGGAGCAGCAAGAUGGCCUGUAAACUGCUUUAAUAUUUACAGGAAGGGUCCAUGGGUAUCUCCACAGACACUGAGCCCUUAUGUGUUAAUAGUGGACAGGACUAACCAGCACAAACCAACUUAAAAUAAUGCAUGCACAAUUUUUUUGAAACAGUAUUACACACAUGACUGCUUUUGGACUUCUUGCCCAUUGAAUCAUUUAUACCAUAUAAUUUAUAAAACCAAUGAAAUGAUUACAGAAUUUGAGAAAUAUUAUUGAAUUUGAGAUCUGUCAACUCUUUUCAUUUACUUGUUCUUUUCCAUUUGUACUGUUUACUGUUUGAGUCAAGGCAAAAUACAUUCAGUAGCUAUUGUAUAUAGCAGCACAGUUUGUCUUAUUAUUCACGUCAGCAGAUUUUCUAUUUGUCCUAACUUCUGUCAAGAUAGAAUGAUAUUAGAAUAGCCUGAAGUAUCAUCUGGUGUAGAAAUGAUUUAUCUGGGCUCAAGCAGACAUUUAUUAUGUAUUAUGGUGGAUUUCAGGAGGGAAGUUUAUUUCACUAUGGAGAACAGAAAUUGGAAAAACAAAACACAUUUUUGUAGAUUACAUGAUUUAACUGUUUAACAGGCAAUGCUUAAAAAUACUAAUGUAAAAUAUAAGUAAUUUUUACCUUUUAUUUGUUUCUCGGCAGAGAUUAAAGUAAAAGCCAAAUGUUUACACAAGCAUUUGUGAACUUGUGUGAAAUUGUGUGUAUUCAAAAAUAAAAUUAUUUUAUCCAUAUGUAAGAACACAUCUGCAAAUGUAAAGCACAUUGGUUUGAAUUAACAAAUUGUUAUUAAAUAAAUUAACUGAUCAUUUUAAAAUCUGAAUUUUAAAUCCAAUAUGUUGUUAUAACAUACAAUCACUGACCAAUCUGUUCCGACAAGCACAGCACGUUAUCUUUCUGCAACAGCUAAACAAAUUAUUUGACAAGCUUAUGUGUUUGUUAAAAGCAAAGGGGCAUUUGUGAGAAAUGUUUCUGUAUUGUAUCACAAGCACAGUAUCAGACAUAGGGUUCCAUAUUUUGCAUCUUUAAUACUGAAAAGAAUCAUAGUGGAAAUGCAGCACUUGUCACACCUAAUCAUCAGCAAUCAUAUUUUCUCAUGCUUUAGAAUAGUAAUUUGUAAGUUAUAUUAACAUUUUUUUGUUUUCUGUCUCCUAUACAUUUGGGACAUAGAUGUAACUGAAUGUAAAUAGCUAUGAUCAGAUUUUAUCAGACAAUCAUGAUGCAACCAAUAACUGCAGCAGAUACUCCCAAAGCAUUUUGUGUACUGCUGAAUGUGAUCUCAUCUGAAGAGGGACAUUUUAAAGCAGAAUAUUACAUAUUUGUUGUCUUUUUAAUAUUCUGGCAAAGUUGUUAGUUUAAAUGUAUUUAUUUUUGUUUUUGUUAGUCAAGUGAUGUCAUAUGCAUAUUUGUGCUGUAAUGCAAUUGCAGACUGUUCAUUCCAUAUAUGUUUUAAUAACUUGAAUAUUUUAAAACUCAUUGUUCUUCAGUGUUCCAUAAAUCUAUAACAACUCUAUUGACUAGACUGUAUAUGUAGACUGCCACUGGUGACUGUUAUGUUACUGUGCUGAAUGAAUGCUGUAUUAUGUUUGCAUAAUAUUUGGUAUUGAGUACUUACAAUAUUCAGAUGUCAGGUUACAACUGGCAGGUUGGGCAUUUUUUUAUUGGUAAUUGUGCAUUAUUUUUAUUCUCAUUUUCAACAAUCAUAUUGUGCUACUGUAGUUUGUAAAUCUCUAAGCAUGUGAUAGGCCAUGAUGUACCACCAUCUGACAUGUAGGAGAAUGGUGAUUUGUAGUCAUAGACUGUAGUGGCUAUAGUUGCUUGUGCAUUACGAUAAAGAUCAUAAAGGUCACACAAUGGAUUAAAUUACAUUAGUUGCUUUUGUUUAGGUUGUGAUGGUUGAACAAAUCAUAAAUCAGUCUAUAUCCCAAAGAAAAACUGUUAACAUUCUAAAAAAUGUAGACCUCGUUUUAGUUGGCCUAACAACUGAGUACACCUCUCUGUUCUAAUGCUAUAGUGUAGUCUUAGCAUUUAAGCAAUACACAUUGUUCAGUUAACAUUGCUACGCUUUGCAUGGAAAAGAAACUCACAAUGCUGCACAAACACACUGACACAGAAGCACACGCAUGCACAAGCAAAUGCAGACAGCAUGUUUCUAAUGUAAAAUCUAAAAGUCUGGCACAUAGAUGAGAGGUUCUAAAUGUAUAUAUAUAUUCAAAUGUAAUACUGAAUAUAUAUAUAUAUACAUACAGGGUUGGGAGGGUUACUUCUGAAAUGUAUUCCACUACAGAUUACAGAAUACAUGCUGUAAAAUGUAAAUUGAACGUAUUUCAUUACAUUACACAAGGUCAGUAACGUAUUCUAAAUAUUUUGAAUUACUUCUUCAGCACUGGUAGAUUUUUUCACUUGUUUUGACUAUUAAAAACUCUGCCAGUACAGUAAGACAAAAUACACAUGUUAAAAAAAACAUUCUCUGAAAAACCUAAAUAUCUUAUGUAGUGUUGCUUCUAAAACAAGAUAAAUCAAAUUGAUCUUGUUUUAAGGAUUUUUAGAUAUUUUUACAGGAAAACAAUACAAAAAUUAUUAUCAAGAAUAUGAUUUUUGCCCUAAUAUCAAAGGUCUUACUAGAAAAAAAGAAAUGAUGAUCCAACAUGAGUUUUCUUGAUAAAAAACAAUUUACUCAAGGUUUAUUUCUGUUUCUUCUGCUCCAAACUUACUUCAAACUUACUUCUCUGUCUGCUCGUAUGAAUGUAACACAUCAUAAGAAAGUGUUUCACCACUGUUCAAAUGCACUUUGGAUCACAUCAUUUAUAUGUAUAAAUGUUUUCCAUCUGAAAGGACUAAAUAUUAAACAAAUGACAAUAAAAUGCAAAGUAAUCUCUUCAGUAAUAAAAAUACUUUUUGAAUGUAACUGUAUUCUAAAUAUCAAUGAUUUAAAUUGUAACUGUAGUGAAAUACAGUUACUUAUAUUUUGUAUUUUAAAUACGUAAUCCUGUUACAUGUAUUCCGUUACUCCCCAACCCUGUAUAUAUAUAUA
Messenger RNA from Myxocyprinus asiaticus (Chinese sucker), 4999 nucleotides. Its product is annotated as transmembrane protein 163-like. Gene Ontology annotation, molecular function: zinc ion binding. Lineage: Eukaryota; Metazoa; Chordata; Actinopteri; Cypriniformes; Catostomidae. The record is from RefSeq and is a predicted model, not a curated record. The transcript is spliced from 8 exons. The coding region runs from base 202 to 1059 and encodes 285 amino acids. Gene Ontology annotation, cellular component: synaptic vesicle membrane.